Molecule: messenger RNA, 954 nt
Organism: Microthlaspi erraticum
Lineage: Eukaryota; Viridiplantae; Streptophyta; Magnoliopsida; Brassicales; Brassicaceae
Source: the annotation of a GenBank genome assembly
AUGAGCUUCCUUCACAGAUUUCUGUCGGAUGAUAAGACCAAAGAAUCCUCAUCGGCCCAGUUCUGUCAAUUUAGUUGCAUCGAAGAGUUGAGAGAAUCAGGAUCUUGUUCAUCUACUUGUCUUUACGAGUGUCCUACCCUCUGCAAGAUCGUCGAAGCUGCAGGUCUUUCUCCACCUCCGGUGACUCACCACGUCGUAAACCUAACGAAGACCUUAAUCAUCGCGGCUUCCUCUAUCAUCACAACCCUGUUUCUCCUCACUUUACUUGUCCUCUGCUUCAAGUUCUACAAAAGGAGAAGAAGAUCGAUAACAAUAUCAAGAAGGUGGAGCAUGGAGGAGGCUAGGAACUGGGACUUCGAUGGACCGUCACCGCCGGUUAUCAUCGACCAUCCGAUUUGGCAUAUCAGAACGAUCGGGUUGAAUCCAACGGUUAUAAGCUCGAUCAAAGUGUGCAAGUACAGUAAAACAGAUGGUGUUGUGGAAGGAACGGAUUGUUCUGUUUGUUUAAGCGAGUUCGAAGAAGAAGAGUCGCUUAGGUUGUUACCAAAGUGUAGACACGCUUUUCAUCUUUCUUGUAUUGACACUUGGCUUAGAUCACACACCAACUGCCCUCUUUGUCGUGCUCCUAUAGUCUUGGUCAGUGAUGAUGAUGGUGGUGCGGGUUUAGAGGAGAUCCGUGAGGAAAAUGGAGAAAGAGAUGAAGAAAAUGAGAGAGAUGAUGAAGAAGAAAGAGAUGGGUUUGUUAGUAUUGUUAUUAGAGAUGGCGUAGCGGAUGAGUCACAGCAGCGAGUGAGAAGAUCAGUGUCGUUGGAUUCGUUGUCAGGUUUAAGGGUAAGUGAAGUUGGUGCUGGUAGAGGAAAAGAUAAAGUGAAGAGAGGAGGCAAUAAUAUUGGAUCUUCUAUUAUUGGGAGGUCAAGUUUCUUGAAGAGAUCAAUCUCUUACGAUGGUAAGUAG